Molecule: messenger RNA, 558 nt
Organism: Perkinsus marinus ATCC 50983
Lineage: Eukaryota; Perkinsozoa; Perkinsida; Perkinsidae
Product: NEDD8-conjugating enzyme Ubc12, putative
Exons: 6
Coding region: 1-558 (185 amino acids)
Source: RefSeq, a predicted model, not a curated record
AUGUAUAAGGUCUUCGGCGUGGGUCGGGGUAAAAGGGCUGAGCAGCAGCCCUCUGCAGCGCAAAAUGGAAUGACGACGAAGCCAAAACAACAGCCUGGCGAGAUUAGGCUGCAAAAAGAAUUAGAUGAGUUGGAACUGCCUGCCCAGUGUCGUAUUGAAUUCCCCAACAGUAAUAAUCUCAUGCACUUCUUCAUCAGCAUUUCCCCGGAUGAGGGAUUCUGGAAGGGAGCCAAGUAUCGGUUCUCCUUUGACAUCAAACCCUUAUACCCACAUGACGCUCCUAAAGUGAAGUGUGAGACGAAGAUUUAUCAUCCUAACAUCGACCUUGACGGUAACGUCUGCCUGAAUAUAUUGCGUGAAGACUGGAAACCAAUUCUGAGCAUUUCGUCUGUUGUUUACGGCCUGCUCUACCUCUUCCUGGAGCCGAACCCCAAUGAUCCGUUGAACAAGGAAGCGGCAGAGGUUCUACGGACGGAUCGUCGACAAUUCGGUUAUGUAAUACAGCGGUCUCUUCGAGGUGGAAUGGUAGAUGGUGAGACUUUCCCAAGACUUGUCUGA